UCACACAUGGGUGCCCCACCCACCCCCUCAUCUUUUUUAGAAAGAAAAAGGCUUAGAGAACCAAACGUCUUUCAAGUUUCACCCCCCAAAAUAGUUGUCUUUAACCCUUACAAGGGAAAAUGAUUUUAAGCCCUUUGUUCAAAACAAAGUUUACUUUCAUUUAACCUCUGUUGGGCAACCACUUAGUUUGAUUUGUGAUCCCUGACCUUGUUAAUUCCUUGCUUGACGGCAUACCCUUUUGUUCAUACACAAAGUAAAAGCAAACUAUACUGUGUUCCUUGCAGAUCAGAGCUUAAAGACAACAUGGGUACUUUCUGAUUGCUCCUCCUUCCAGAAGAUCUUCCUCUUUUUCUUCCUUUUUCCAUUUCUUUCUCUCUCCCUUUUGUAUUACCUCAUGCUUUGUUUUGUAGCUUCCAUUCUUAAAUGAGUCUUCGAGUAAUAGUAACGUAAGAAAACAAUCUCCGUCUCCUUUUAAGUCCUUUUCUUUUUUCUUUCUUUUUUGCUGUAUGGAUUCUGGUAAUAGUGGUAGUAUGCAAUCUUCGAGUGGUGAUAGUGAAGAGUAUGAUUCACACAGUGAGUCAAUCUCAGCUCUUUUGGACAAUAACGCAUCGAGUCAUAUUGGUCAUGGUGACUUGGUUAACCAACCACCGCAGCUGCCGUCUCCACCUCCGCAACGCCAGCAAUACCAGAACCACUCUUCAUCGGCUAUGUUUGACCCUUUAUCAAACUACUUUGAUCAAAGAUCACAGCAUCUUACAACAAACCCAAAUCCUCUUGGAAAUCUUGAUGCUGUUUGGUCCAAAAAUCUAAGAUCUGAGUCCGGUAGCCCUGGUGUUGGUGGGUUCGUAGCUUCAUCAUCUCCAACACAACAACAGUUGACCAACACCAACCAACAAGCGCAAAGCAGAGCCACUUUUCCUUCUGUGCAAAUCCCUCAAGGACCCGACAGUGAUACAAGAAGUUCAGUCUCAGGCGUGAGGGCGCGGAACACUAAGAAGAGAUCAAGAGCUUCAAGGCGUGCACCAACAACUGUUUUGACCACAGACACCACUAAUUUCCGAGCCAUGGUUCAGGAAUUCACUGGGAUCCCUGCAGCACCCUUUACGUCCUCAGCUUUCCCGAGAACUAGGCUUGAUAUAUUUGGUGGUACACCCUCCUCCACUCUAAGAUCUCUUCAUUUACACCCUUCAACUUCGCAUUAUCUGUUAAGACCAUUUGCCCCCCAAAUCCAGUCUCCCUCGUUUGUUUCCUCUUCUGUAGCUUCUACUCCUAUUACCAAUAUCACUUCUGCUUCCGCUACUAACGACAGCACUACUACUAGUUCAACCCCCAUUAACUACCAACUACCAUCAGAGUUAGGCCUUUUAAAACAGCCUCAAAAUCUCCUCAACAUCAACAUGCAAAACCCAAUUCUUAACUUCCAACCUCUCCUUCGAGACCCUAAAAAAUACCCACUUCCCAAUUCAACCAUUCAAGGGUGCUUAGAUAUUCCAUCAAAUGGCACUCCUCUCAAAAUGGGUGUUUUAGAAGAUGAGUUUGGGUUGAGCCAGGGUCACGUUAAUACCGACCUCUGUGGGGUCCAAAACAUGGUAUCAUCAGAAGGGGCAUUGCCAAGAAAUGAAAGAAGAGGAUUCCAAGAACAUGAUCAAAGUCUUCCACGGUCCAUCAAUGGAAGCUACAACAGUAACUCCCACAGAGUCUCGAAUGGGAAAGAGGAGAGCUUGUCUUCUUCGGAUUUUAAUGGCGAUAAAGGGGCAGAAGAAAAUGUGGCUACAAGAAGUGAAGGUAUGGUGGAAUCAUGGAUAUGCUCUUCAGAUUAGGAGUAUCUAUAUAUUACUAAAAAAUAUUGAAGGAGAUGAUGCAUGAGAGAGAUGGAAUCUUUCUUGUUCUCUCCCAUAUUAACCAUGACUUGAACAUAAUUGAUAACAGUAGUCCCCCCGUUUAAACCCAGUCCUUUUUAUUUACAAGUAUUUAUCAAAAAAAUAUUAUAUAUAUGUAAAUGGUUCUGCUUUUGUUUUAAUUUCGAAUUUUAAAUUUCUUA
Molecule: messenger RNA, 2041 nt
Organism: Gossypium raimondii (Peruvian cotton)
Lineage: Eukaryota; Viridiplantae; Streptophyta; Magnoliopsida; Malvales; Malvaceae
Exons: 1
Coding region: 507-1820 (437 amino acids)
Source: RefSeq, a predicted model, not a curated record